This is a messenger RNA of Sclerotinia borealis F-4128, 1188 nucleotides long. NCBI's taxonomy places the organism in Eukaryota, Fungi, Ascomycota, Leotiomycetes, Helotiales, Sclerotiniaceae. The record is from the annotation of a GenBank genome assembly.
AUGUAUCCGUCUCAACCCAAUGGCGCCCUUCCGAAUAGAUCAAGUCAGACGGAGAAGCAACCUCACUCCAAAAGCGACCAUGACUCUCGUCGAGGUAGUCACGCUUCCAACGAAGGCAAAGCUGCAGUGAUCUUACUCGAAGGUCGACAGAAAGACAUGGUUACGCAGCUUAUUCUUGAGGAACAAGAAGAGGGGGCGGAAAUCAAAGCACUCGAAGACAAGAAAGGAUGGAAGUUCACAAGCACCACAGCUGGAAAGAUGUUCUUGCGGAUUCAAGAUAAAGAUACGAAAACUUUCAUUGAAUGUAAUGACUUUGCAAGGGAUUGUGAGAAGGCUAUCCGAACGGAUCCGAGGAAGAAGGGGGCACAUGUUCUGAGUCUUGCUACUUUGCUGACCCCGGAUAAGAAAGCACAGCAUUUGAAAAGAUUGAUUGCAUUGUUAUCAUCAAAAAACAAGUACGCCCAAUACUGGACAGUUGGGGAUCUUCCAGAUGAAUGGUUUAAAAUCGACGAUGCGGUCCUGUGUUCGAAAGAAGAACAAGGGGUGCUAUUAAAAGAGGUUGAUAAGAAGAAGAAGAUUCUUGAGAAAUCGAAAAGCAGCAAGGUGGAAGUUGAUGGGAAAUCCAAAGAACGCCGAGUACUAAUAGAUACGAUCGAAAGGAAAAAGAAGAGCCAUGAGAAGUCAAAAAUUGGCAAGGUGACAGUUGACGAGAAAUCCAAAGAUGAAAGCCGGGUGUUGAUAGAUACACUCGAAAAGAAAAUGAAAGUUUUUAAGAAGUUGACAGGCGGCAAGGUAGAAGUUGAUGGGAACUUCAAAGAAGAACCCCGCGGACUAAUAGAUGAGGUCGAAAAGAAAAAGAAGAUUUUUGAGAAGUCGACAAGUGGCAAGGUGGAAGGUGAUGGGAAAUCCAAAGAAGAACAACAGGUACUAAUUGAUGAGGUCGAAGAGAAAAGGAAGAUUUUCGAGAAGUCGACAAGCAAAGUGGAAGUUGGUGGGAAAUCCAAAGAUGGCAAUGUGCAAACUAAGAGAGUUCUUGAGAAGUGGGCAAGUAGCAAGGUCGAAAUUGACGAGCAGUCUAAAAAACGUCGGGUCCUAAUAGAUGAGGUCGAAAAGAGAAAGAAAGUUCUUGUGGAUGGGAAAUCAAAAAUCGAGAAUGUGCAAGCCAAGAAGAGGCAUGGAAUCCAGUAG